Messenger RNA from Haplochromis burtoni (Burton's mouthbrooder), 2846 nucleotides. It is a transcript of the gene tango2, whose product is annotated as transport and golgi organization 2 homolog (Drosophila). The record is from RefSeq and is a predicted model, not a curated record. Gene Ontology annotation, cellular component: Golgi apparatus. The transcript is spliced from 9 exons. Gene Ontology annotation, biological process: Golgi organization; protein secretion. The coding region runs from base 1207 to 2037 and encodes 276 amino acids. Lineage: Eukaryota; Metazoa; Chordata; Actinopteri; Cichliformes; Cichlidae.
ACAAGUAGGCGACACAACAGCAGUGUAGAAAACCGAUAAGCCAGAUAUCAUUUGUAGUAUAUUGUUUCGCACAUAGCUAAGUUUUGGUAGGAAGCUAAAGUUUGCUGGGUCGGUGUCCUCGUUAUACUGUUAACUAUUACUAAGCUAACGUUAGCUAGUUAUGUGUAGGUGAAGUUAUCCUGGAACUAAUCGUUCAACUAACCAUAUUACUCGACUAAUAUUUUGUCUGUGGAUAUGCUACUGAGCUAGUUCGUUGCUGUCUAUCAAAUAUUAAUGUCCUGCGACAAUGCUAGUCGCUCGUGUCCUCGUAUCAUUCAAAAUGUGUAGUUGAUGUCAACUGUGACAAGUUGUCACAACCCUCUAGCUUCAUAAUACCAGCUGAUUAUUGGGGUCGGACUAGCGAGUCAUUAAAUGCCAUUGUGACAUAUGGCUAAGUUUACGACUCUACUCAAUUGCUACCUUUGCACUCAUUACAGUUAGGAUACUGUAGCUGAAUGACUUGUAUCCCAGUCCUUCUGAAUGUGGUGCAGGACAUGACCACACAAUAUACUGCAAAGACUGUAAUAAAAUGUGAUUAGCAUGUUCUAUAAAGGGAAACCGUUUUUCUUCCACAUAUAAACUAGGUGCUGAGUGAACGCAGACAGAAAAAAAACUUUUGGGUGCUGUGUUCUAAGUCUGGAAACAAUGUAUUCAGAAAGUUUUCAGAACUGUAUUCGCCUCAAAGUGACGAAAUAAAAACGUAGAAAAUAUGUUAAUUAAGAAAACUUCAAUAUCACAUUAACCUUGUUUUAUUAGAGGUGUGUCACCUGGGAUAUAUUUCCAGGCUUAUACAUAGAUGUUUGUAUUUAAUUUACAAACUGUCGGUGGAAUAAAUCACGAGUCUGGGUGGGGAUCCCCUUGGCAGGUUGAACGUCUUUGCCAACUGCAGUAGUCUAUAUUGUCUAUUUUCUGGUCACUCACUCUUGUAGCUUUCAGGCGAUGAGAGGACUUGGUUUGCUCAGGUUAGAGAAAUUUUUUCUCAUAGUCUGAUAUGAGGAACCUCCUUCUGCCUGCCAUCUGGGCCAUAAACCCGUUAUCAUUGGAGUACUGCAGUGAUGAGCGUCCUUCUGAAGGUUCUCUCAUCUCCACACAGAAUUUCAGUAUGGCUGAGAUUUAGAGGCAGAUGUGAACCAAGUGAAAGCCCUGCCAUCAAUCCCCAGCACAUCCAUGUGUAUAAUUUUCUUCAAGUUUGACCCCCGGCCUGCAUCCAAAAAUGCCUACAGGCUAAUUUUGGCUGCAAACAGAGAUGAGUUCUACAACAGGCCAUCCAAAGCUGCAGACUUCUGGGGGGCCAGCAAUGAGAUCCUCAGUGGCCUGGACUUGGAGCUAGGGAAGGAAGGGGGGUCAUGGCUGGGGAUCAGCAAGAGGGGCAAGCUGGCUGCCAUCACCAACUACAUGGAGGGACGUCCUAACGCUGAUGCACAAGGACGAGGAUUUCUAGUGUCUCACUAUUUAAUGGACAAGGAUCAGGACAGCUACUCCUACCUGAAGAAGGUGUCGUCAGAAGGCCACCUGUACAAUGGGUUUAACCUCAUCACAGCUGAGUUCAAAGCUAAACAAGACAUUGUGUGUUACUAUGGAAACAGAGGCAGCCCUGAACCCAUCCAUCUAAAUCCAGCAGGAAUCUACAGCUUGAGCAACUCGCUGCUGGAUACUCCAUGGAAGAAACUGCUGAAAGGCAAGCAACACUUCACCAGCGUCGUCAGCGACCAAACGCUCUCUUGUGAUGGGCUGGUGCAAGAGCUGCUCAGUGUCCUUAAUAAUGAGGAGCUGAACACACCUGAUCCAAUUCAGGAGACUCAGGGUGAUGGUUAUAGCAAGUCCAUGAUCCAGGCUCUGUCAGCCGUGUGUGUUCGCUCCCCUCAUUAUGGAACAAGAACCAAUACAAUUAUCCUGAUAGAUGCAGAAGGGAAUGUGAUCUUCACAGAGCGCACCAUGCUUGACUGUGACACAACCAAAUGGAGCACCAGUUCUUUCCAGUUCAAACUGCAGGAGUGAAGACACAAUGGAGGAAACCUACUCUGUGCCUUUCUGCAUCAUCUCUCCUUCCGUUACCUUUUCCUCACCAUCUCCUUCAGCUGAGCCUCAUGUGACCGCAAAGACUCAUCAGCACUUUUUUUAUUCAGCUAGUCACUAGCUGCCUCGUUAACAUCAGUUUCAUAUAUUUCUUACUUUUGAUUUAAUUUAAAGAUGUGUGCUAAUUUUUUAAAAAAAAGCAAAGAUGCCAAAGGACAUUUAGAGUUUUGUAGAGGAAAAUAUUUUACCUACAUGUCAUGAACCUUCUCAAAAAUUAUAGAUUGAAUGUAAUUUGGUAAAUAUAAGAUUGGUGUGAUGCUAUUUUCUGUCAUGAACGCUAGACAUUGUGGCCCUUUCACACAUAUGGCAAAAGACAGGAGAUGAUCUGUGUUAGGCACAUUACAUGCAGUACGUUACGACUGGUUCUGACAUUAGUGGUUUUAAAUACAGCUUGUCUGGGUGAAGUGUAGAAAAGCUCGUCUGCGGUGCAUGAAUACAUGCUUUUUGGUGUCCGAUGUAACCUUCCAUCCAUGAUUUACAUUUUAUGCUCUAUUUUCAGGCUGCAGGCUAAAAUGGCAUUCUAUGACAAGUCCUAGGGUCACAUAUAUUUUUCUAGAAGACUUAAGUUCACACGAGUCAUCACCAGGAUUACUGGCUACUUUGUAAGUUUCUGAUUACCCUUUCAUUGGUGUUUAGGUAAUUUUGCGUCACAGCAUCAAAUGUUUCAAUGCACUGUUAAAUGCACUGGAUCUUGAAAAAACAGCCUGAAAAUAAAUAACAGUUUAUCCAAA